This is a messenger RNA of Lathyrus sativus (Indian pea), 633 nucleotides long. The record is from the annotation of a GenBank genome assembly. Lineage: Eukaryota; Viridiplantae; Streptophyta; Magnoliopsida; Fabales; Fabaceae.
AUGGCACAUGUUCAUACUAUUCGAUUACAAUUUCAAUCUCUCCGACUUCCAUCUCCCUCUUUCUUCACUACUCUCCCGCCGCUUCCACCUAAGACCCUUUUCUCUCUGCCACCGCCGUCGCAUUUCAAAUCCAGAAAACAAUUGCUUCCUUUCAAGGUAUGUGCAGCUGUUACAGAAAAUGGUCCACCAAAAUGGUGGGAAAAGAAUGCACCAAACAUGAUUGACAUUCACUCCACACAAGAGUUUCUGAAUGCUUUGAGUCAAGCUGAGGAUAGACUAGUUAUUGUUGAGUUUUAUGGGACUUGGUGUGCUUCUUGCCGAGCGUUAUUCCCCAAGCUAUGCAGAACAGCUGAAGAACACCCUGAGAUUGUUUUUCUGAAAGUAAAUUUUGAUGAGAAUAAGCCAAUGUGCAAAAGUCUGAAUGUUAAAGUACUUCCUUACUUCCACUUUUAUAGAGGCGCCGAGGGGCAGCUGGAAUCAUUUUCAUGUUCGCUCGCCAAGUUUCAAAAAAUAAAGGAUGCCAUCUUGACACAUAACACAGCUCGAUGCAGCAUCGGUCCUCCUAAGGGAAUCGGUGAUUUGGUUCUUGAACCGUCCUCUGCUCCCAAGGAUAAACCAGCAGAAUCUGUUUGA